Messenger RNA from Pseudovirgaria hyperparasitica, 1840 nucleotides. RefSeq lists its product as uncharacterized. Lineage: Eukaryota; Fungi; Ascomycota; Dothideomycetes; Acrospermales; Acrospermaceae. Gene Ontology annotation, cellular component: membrane. The coding region runs from base 110 to 1720 and encodes 536 amino acids. The record is from RefSeq and is a predicted model, not a curated record. The transcript is spliced from 2 exons.
GUAUUCAUUCCUCCCUCGCAUGCACACUCAUUUGUGCCCUUACCUAUUCAAUGUACUUAAAUCACUCGUCUGAUUCUCGUUCGGACUCAGUCACACAGACAUUGCGGCCAUGUUUGCCAUGCUGCCUUUCUACAGUACAUGCGAUGAGUGCUCGCUCAAGACGUCAAGACAGAAGUUCAUUAGUUUGACCUUCAAGUCCUUGCCGUUUCUCCUUACAUUCUUAGUUGUCGCAAUCGUCGUGUACACCAGAUUAUUUCCUCUUCUUGCAGGAAGAGACGAGCCGGUCAAAGAACGCCGUGACAGCCUGCCCACUCAUUCGAAAAGCUUCGGCGAGAAAUCCAGCCACUGGACGUCCCGCUUCUCCACAUCCGCCAAACGUAUAGCUGGAGUCACUUUCGCAACAAAUAUAGCAUUAUCUGCAGUCUUAAUCGAACUCUUACUCUGCGAAAUAUCUGAUGCCCUGAAUCCAGCGGCACGCAGCCUUGCUCUGCGGGUUACAGUCCCCCUUCUACUAUAUCUCCUCAUCCUAGUGACCCCGGCACUCGAAUUCCAUUCCAUCAUAAGCGCAGCGGGGUAUGGCUUCGUCAAUGCAAAGAAAGGCAAUAGAAGGGUAGCAUGGCUUCUUCAGCUUCUGGCCUUGACGGCAUGGCUCGUAGGGUUUUGGUAUCUGGGCAGAGGACUUCUUGGCUCAUACUUGCAUGAGAAGUCAUAUGUUCGCCAGCACAGCUUUAGCGAAGGAUGUCUUGAAAGAAUCGGCGUGAUAGGGAUAGCCCUUAUGGCUUCCUUGGCUGGCUUUGCAGCUGUUUCAUCGAUAUGGCAGUCAUUUGGAAUCAAGUCGAGGAUUGUCACCGAGGCUGAUAUUGCACGGAAGCAAGCUGGACUUGAAGCGACGACGGAAAUGCUAGAUACGAAACAAAGCAGACUGCGCGCCCUGCAAAGAAAGGUAACCGAAGUCCCAAACACUGGAAUUAUGAAUCGCGUCUUUACCACCAUAAGCGGGAAUCCAGAAGGUCAAGAGCGUAGCGCUUUGCAUAUGGAAGUCUCUGGAUUGGAGACGAUGCAAAGGUCUUUAAAACAUUCGCUUGCGACCCUCAAAAAUCGCAGACAAGAACAGCAACGGGCCAAGACUGCACUGGGCCGCUUUCUAAAUCUCGUUCAAUACAUCUUCGCACUCUACUGUAUGUAUAGACUAGGCGCAACAACACUCGCGACCGUGCGAAGAUUCCGGUCCCCAGACACAACAUUCUCAAACUCCGACCCGGUCAACAACAUCCUGGCUCUCCUCGCAAAGCACUGGGACCCGAAGCUAGAUAGAGCAGCCUGGAGCCGUCAGAUAUCUUUUCUGCUCUCCGGAGUCAUGCUACUUGCGAGCUUUAACGCGGUCCUUCAGACAUUCCUGCUCUUCGCUAGAUUUUUGCCGGGCGUAUUGCAGCAUGCACAGGCGAAUCUUGCACUUAUCGUUUCGCAGGUUGCUGCGACCUAUGUGAUCAGCUCGACUCUUCUUCUUCGCAGUAAUCUACCAAGGGAGAUGAGCACUGUGAUAUCUGAUGCACUAGGGGCACCCCUAGAGCCGAAGUUCGUUGAGCGGUGGUUCGAAGGCUGGUUCCUGACCAUCGCGGCCGCGACGGCACUUGGAAUCUGGAUCAGUAGAAAGAUGAGGAGCGUUGAGUGGGACGAUGACUAUGGUGGCACGGAUGUGGAGAUGGGAAAGAUGAAUUAGUCUAUGAGGGCUGGAUUGCUGGCGUUUGAGGUUUAAGCUAAAAGAGAAUUUACACAGAACCCUGCAGAAGGUGUGAUCAUCCGAAUAUUAUUCAAAAUGCAGUUGCGUUAUGACUCCCCG